Molecule: messenger RNA, 1023 nt
Organism: Leptidea sinapis
Lineage: Eukaryota; Metazoa; Arthropoda; Insecta; Lepidoptera; Pieridae
Product: farnesol dehydrogenase-like
Exons: 7
Coding region: 200-946 (248 amino acids)
Molecular function (GO): oxidoreductase activity
Source: RefSeq, a predicted model, not a curated record
UAAUGUGAAAGUAUGUUUAUCUACCGUUACUAACCGGUUCCACAUAGUUGGCAAAUAUCCAUAGUUCUGAGAUACACAAGCGGGUAAAUAGACGUGUUUUCAUUGUCGUGAUAAUCUAAUGAAAUAGGAUUCACCUAUUCUACUGUAAGGAAGGAAUCUAUUUUCAUCUAAUUAAAAUUUAAAACGAGCUCCUUCAAACAUGGAGCGUUGGAAUGGGAAGACAGCUGUGGUGACUGGCGCCAGUAGUGGGAUCGGCGCUACUGUUGCUGUCAGAUUGGCUGACGCCGGGAUGCGAGUGGUGGGGCUGGCGAGAAGAAGUGACCUAGUCGAUGAUUUGAAAGCAAGCGUGACGGGGAGCGGGAGUAUUCAUUCCGUCAAAUGCGACGUGGCCAAGGCCCAGGAGAUCGCAGCAGUUUUCGAGCUGAUCGAACGAGAGCACGGUUGUGUCCAUGUUCUCGUCAAUAAUGCUGGCGUCAUAUAUAAGGGGUCUAUCACAGAAAUGCACAACUGUGAGUUAAGCGACGAACAAAUAUUGUCUACGAUAGAUAUCAAUUUGAGUGCGCUUAUAUUAUGCAAUCGUUACGCUUUGAAGUCCAUGAGGAAACAUUCAUUUGAUGGACACAUCAUUAACAUCAACAGUAUGGCCGGCCAUUACGUUCCGUUUAACGUUUGGUUUAACGUGUACACGACGAGCAAGCACGCAGUCACUACGUUCACCACUUCCUUGCAAUGCGAGCUGGCACAGGCGAACAGUGCUAUCAAAGUAACGAGCAUCUCCCCGGGGUUAGUUCGCACGUCGAUAACAGAAGGCGCAGAAAAUCUGGAAGGCAUCCCCAUGUUGGAGACCAGUGCCGUGGCUGAUUCGCUGCUCCAUGUAUUGGCUACCCCUCCGACACUUAACAUAACCGAGCUGACAUUAAUGCAUGUCGGAGAGAAGAGACUUUAGCAGAGAGGAGAAGUUUUCAUAAAAUAAAAAAUAUUAAAUAUUUAUUUGUUGCUUGUUAAAUAAAUUUACCACACCAA